UGGACAGCCUUGCGUGCACCCAGGCUGGGCGGAGGGACUGCCAGGCCGGCCCCGCCCUGGCCCCGUGAUUGAUCAGCAAUGAUUACUGAGGCUUUAGUGGUCCUCUUGGAUGGGAAUUAAUGCUGGGAUGGAUAAAUAAUGCAUCGAGGCUUAUGUGGUCCAAGGCAAGCCGUCCGUCCGGAGCCAGGGGAGGGAGCCGAGGGAGCCUGGCGGGUGACGCGAGCGACCACCCGGACCCGAGCGAGCUGAGCAUGAGGGACCACUGGGCAAGGAAGAGCGAAGGGAAGUGGAUGACAGCAUGAUCGACCCUGCGAGUCUGGCAGGACGGCUGCGGGAACAUGCUGAGCCCAAAGAUCAGGCAGGCCAGGAGGGCCCGCUCCAAAAGCCUGGUGAUGGGGGAGCAGAGCCGGAGCUCUGGACGGCCACUGUGCCCACACAGGCCAGGCCCUGUGCUGAAGGCGGGCUGGUUGAAGAAGCAGAGAAGCAUCAUGAAGAACUGGCAGCAGCGCUGGUUUGUGCUACGUGGGGAUCAGCUUUUCUACUACAAGGACAAAGAUGAGACCAAGCCCCAGGGAUUUAUUUCUCUACAAGGGACCCGGGUGACCGAACUCCUUCCAGGCCCCGAGGACCCGGGGAAGCACCUCUUUGAGAUCAGCCCAGGUGGUGCCAGGGAGAGGGAGAAGGUGCCAGCCAACCCAGAGGCGCUCCUGCUUAUGGCCAGCUCCCAGCGAGACAUGGAGGACUGGGUGCAGGCCAUCCGCCGGGUCAUCUGGGCCCCGCUUGGCGGAGGGAUCUUUGGGCAGCGCCUGGAGGACACAGUCCACUACGAGCGGAAGUAUGGCCCCCGCCUGGCCCCUCUGCUGGUGGAGCAGUGUGUGGACUUCAUCCGGGAGCGUGGGCUCACCGAAGAGGGGCUCUUCCGCAUGCCGGGCCAGGCCAACCUGGUGAGGGACCUGCAGGAUUCCUUCGAUUGUGGGGAGAAGCCACUGUUUGACAGCACAACAGAUGUGCACACGGUGGCCUCUCUGCUGAAGCUCUACCUUCGGGAGCUCCCUGAGCCCGUGGUCCCCUUCGCCAGGUAUGAGGACUUCCUCAGCUGCGCCCAGCUGCUCACCAAGGACGAGGGGGAGGGGACUCUGGAAUUGGCUAAACAAGUGAGCAAUCUUCCUCAGGCCAAUUACAAUCUGCUCAGAUAUAUCUGCAAGUUUCUGGAUGAAGUUCAGUCCCACUCAAACGUCAACAAAAUGAGUGUCCAGAACCUGGCAACUGUUUUUGGACCUAACAUACUACGGCCACAAAUAGAGGACCCAGUGACCAUCAUGGAAGGCACUUCCCUAGUGCAGCACCUGAUGACCGUCCUCAUCCGCAAACACAGCCAACUCUUCACUGCCAUGGCCCCAGAAGCACCUGCCUCCCCGCGAGGGGGCCCGAAGUGCACGGUGGGAUGGGGCUCCGAAGAGCUCCCUCGGAACAGCCAGGGAGACCCCGGCAGCCCUGGCCUGCUGGCACACAGGACCUCGUCCCUGGACGGGGCCGCUGUGGCUGUGCUUUCCAGACCCUCACCCGCGGGGCUGGGGGGCAGGUGCAGCCCCACCGCUGCCACCAGCCCUGCUGCCACCAGCCCCGGGAAGAAGGGGCAGACCCUGCCCCACUGGAAGUCUUCCUUCCGGCAGCCGGGGUCUCGCUCGGGGAGCCCCAAGGGGGGCGGCUCAUCCCUGGAGGUACCCAUCAUCUCCGGAGGGAACUGGCUCAUGAACGGGCUAUCCUCCCUGCGCGGCCACCGGCGGGCCUCGUCCGGCGACCGGCUCAAGGACUCGGGCUCUGCGCAGAGACUCUCCACCUACGACAACGUGCCCCCACCUGGCCCUGCGCCCAGCACCCCCAGUGCAGCCAGCACGGCGUGGUCGGGGGCCUCGUCAGGAGAGGUGUCGGUGGGGGCCUCGCUCAGCAGCUGCACCGCCUGCCGCGCCAGCGACUCCUCCACCCGCAGCUCCCUGCACGCCGACUGGGCCCUGGAGCCAUCCCCGUUACCCAGCAGCAGCGACGACCGCAGGUCCCCUGACCUCGGCCACACCUUGGACGAGGCGGUCAUCAGCAGCAGCGAGCCCAGCGAGCUGGGCAGCCCCGGACGCGAGGGGGCGCGCCGCUCGGAGGCCCUCCAGGGCCUGGUGGCCGAGCUCAGGGCGGAGCUGUGCCGCCAGAGGACUGAGUACGAAGCCAGUAUAAAAAGAAUUGAGGAAGGUAGUACUGACCUGAGAAGACAAAUGUCCCGGUUAGAAGAAGAACUGGACCAGGAAAAGAAGAAGUAUACCAUGCUGGAGAUAAAGCUGCGGAAUUCUGAGCGGGCACGGGAGGAUGCCGAGAGGAGGAACCAGCUGUUGCAGAGGGAGAUGGAGGAGUUUUUUUCAACCCUGGGAAGCUUGACUGUAGGGACAAAAGGUGCCAGGGCUCCAAAGUAA
Carlito syrichta (Philippine tarsier) is the source of this 2459-nucleotide messenger RNA. It is a transcript of the gene ARHGAP22, whose product is annotated as Rho GTPase activating protein 22. The coding region runs from base 339 to 2459 and encodes 706 amino acids. The transcript has 10 exons. Lineage: Eukaryota; Metazoa; Chordata; Mammalia; Primates; Tarsiidae. The record is from RefSeq and is a predicted model, not a curated record. Gene Ontology annotation, biological process: signal transduction; activation of GTPase activity. Gene Ontology annotation, molecular function: GTPase activator activity. Gene Ontology annotation, cellular component: focal adhesion.